Closterium sp. NIES-65 is the source of this 681-nucleotide messenger RNA. The record is from the annotation of a GenBank genome assembly. Lineage: Eukaryota; Viridiplantae; Streptophyta; Zygnematophyceae; Desmidiales; Closteriaceae.
AUGUGGUGUCGGAUUGCUCGACGGUUCGCGAAGGAGCUCAGGCAUGUGGGGCACCUCACGAAUUCGUCUGGUGACGUCGCUGUGUCGGUGGGGUCGGCCGUGGCCGUGCCCUCGGAACUAUCUGCCGUGGUGAUAGGUGGGGCUGGUGAUGGGGAUGGGUGGGGUGAGGCAGGCAGGAGUGGUGCACCUACAUCUGCGUCAGAGGCGCACGGUCUGAAGAUCAGAUCGGUCUCCAUCGGAGAAGGGUGGAAGGGUUCCUGCAGGAUGGGGGCCGCAAGAGGGGGGUCCAUGAGGGGGGCUUCGUGGGUGUGUACCAUUCGGGCCGGGGGGGUGGGAGUAGGGAGGGGUAUGCCAGUGUUCCGUAUCACCAGCAAGUCAGAUACAGCCGCCCCCAAGCCCGAUGAGGGCUCCGACGCCUCCAGGUCUUCUCCGGAUUCCCUGUCCUCGCUGUUUCCUCCUGCCCCUCUAUUAAAGCUCCUGAAUGCAUGGGAGUGGGCCUGGGGGGGGCAGGGAGGACCUCGUCAUGGGGCUGUGGUGGGACUGCAGCGUCCCCAUUGCUGCCAGCCUCACCUGCGGCCUGCGCCACUCCGUCUGCGGUCUCUGUCGCUCCUGCAGCAGACUCCUCUGCCCCAGCUGUGGCCUCUACCGUCCCUGCUGGCCGUGCUAAAGCCCUGUCCCUAA